Medicago truncatula (barrel medic) is the source of this 2129-nucleotide messenger RNA. Its product is annotated as ubiquitin domain-containing protein DSK2a. Gene Ontology annotation, molecular function: polyubiquitin modification-dependent protein binding. Gene Ontology annotation, cellular component: cytosol. The transcript is spliced from 9 exons. Lineage: Eukaryota; Viridiplantae; Streptophyta; Magnoliopsida; Fabales; Fabaceae. The coding region runs from base 215 to 1843 and encodes 542 amino acids. Gene Ontology annotation, biological process: ubiquitin-dependent protein catabolic process. The record is from RefSeq and is a predicted model, not a curated record.
UCUCUCUCUCAUUUUAUUUUCUUAUUUCGCAAGUCUAUUUUAUUUCUUUUUAUUUCUCAGUUUAUCUUUCUCACAAAUUCUCAAAUUCAAUUUCAUUUCAUCCCAAAAUUUCACACGCUUCCAAUUUCAUUCCCAAAUCGUUUUCUAGGGUUAGGGUUUCGAUCCACAACCGUAACUACUAACUACCUUCAAUUUCCCUCCCACCGACGCCGCCAUGGGAGGUGACGCAACCGCUGAAACCACCACGGAGCCACAAUCAACCGACGGAGGAGUUAAGAUCAACAUUCGUUGUUCCAAUGGUUCCAAAUUUUCCGUUCAGAUUAGCCUCGAUUCCACCGUUGUUUCCUUCAAGGAUGUUAUUGCUCAGAACUGCGAUAUUUCUGCUGAUCAACAACGGUUGAUUUAUAAGGGAAGAAUUCUUAAGGAUGAUCAAACGCUUCAAAGCUACGGUUUGGAGGCAGAUCACACUGUCCAUUUGGUUCGUGGCUUUACGCCUGCCAAUACAACUGGUGGGGCUAAUACCACUGGUGCCAAUACGACUACUACUAAUGCUAGAGCUGCUGGUGCUAAUGAGGGUGGGGGAUUAGGAGGACCUGGACUUGGAGCUUCACUGUUUCCAGGACUAGGAGGUAUCAAUGGGAUGGGAGGAGGUGGUGGUCUCAAUAGUUUAUUUGGAGCAGGGCCUCCAGAUCUUGAACAAUUGCAGCAACCAUUUAUGUCAAAUCCCAAUUUAGUGAGAGAAAUAAUGAACUCACCUGCCAUGCAAAAUUUAUUAAAUAAUCCCGAGAUAGUGCGCAACCUUCUAAUGAGUAACCCACAGAUGCAAGAGCUCAUGGAUAGAAACCCUGAGCUGGCACACAUACUUAAUGAUCCUAGCACACUUCGCCAGACACUUGAGGCUACAAGAAACCCUGAGAUCAUGCGUGAAAUGAUGAGGAAUACAGACAGAGCUAUGAGCAACAUUGAAUCUUCUCCUGAGGGGUUUAAUAUGCUGAGGCGCAUGUAUGAAAAUGUUCAAGAACCAUUUUUAAAUGCCACCACAAUGGCAGGAAAUGACAGUUCCAGAAUUUUGGGGACUCAAGGUGGCCAAACGAGGAAUCCAUCGACCAAUCCCUCAACUACUAAUGCUGAAGCAACUUCCCCUGUACCCAAUACUAACCCACUUCCUAAUCCUUGGUCAUCUGCUCCAACUGGAGGUGCCCAAACUAAUGUCAGGAGAUCAACACCUACUGCUGCAGAUGCUCGGCAGCAGACACCCACUGGCUUAGGCGGGCUUGGUAUGCCAGAUCUCGAAGGCAUGUUGGGUGGUAUGCCAGAUGCUGGUUCAUUGACCCAAUUAAUGCAAAAUCCAGCUAUUUCUCAAAUGAUGCAAAGUAUCAUGUCCAAUCCUCAAACAAUGAAUCAGAUUCUUGGUAUGAAUACUGAUCAGCGUGGGAUGCCUGAUAUGAAUUCAAUGAGAGAAGUGAUGCAAAACCCGGAGUUUCUUCGAAUGUUUUCCUCACCCGAGACAAUGCAGCAACUCUUGUCUAUGCAGCAAGCUCUUAUGACUCAACUUGGACAGCAGCAAUCAACACAGGAACCAGGCCAAACAGGUGGAGGCACUGGACCAGUGAACAACUUGGGGUUGGAGAUGUUAUCGAGCAUGUUUGGUGGACUUGGAGCUGGUAGCCUAGCUGUUCCAAACAGAUCAAAUGAGCCUCCAGAGACAUUGUAUGCUACCCAGCUUACCCAGCUUCAAGAGAUGGGAUUCUUUGACACACAAGAGAACUUAAGGGCUCUUAUUGCUACAUCAGGGAAUGUUCAUGCAGCGGUUGAGCGACUUUUGGGAAACUCUGGACAGUAGCAGGUGGGAAGGGACACAAGACUAGCAAUUUAAAAUCCCAAACGCUAAAAUGUGGUGUGAGAUAUUUUAUCAGUUUACUUUUGAUUUUCGUUAUCGGAAUUAUGUUCAAACAAAUCUGUUGAUUUUUUAACAUUUAGAGUCCAACAUUCCAAUUACUAAUCAUAGAUUGAACAACAAGAAAAUACAAGCCUUUUGUAUCAAAUACGUGUAUAUUUUUUUUACUUGCACAUUUGCAAGUAUUGGCCUCAAGAUACACUAAAAGAAGGGGUUCAUGUUCGACGAUGAA